ACUCCUCUAACCGCGUAAAAGAAAAGUAGGGUGGAGGGAAGAAUUUCGGACGACGAAUACCUCUUCAAGGCAAUCUAUCAAUCUCCCUUCAGACAAAGACUCUGCCGGAUCCGAUCUAUCAGUUUAAGCUCCGGGCGGCCUCCUCUUCUCCGAUCCCAAUAUAUACAUCGACAUGAGUUUCCUCUUCGGCAAGAAAAAAACUCCCGCAGAACUUCUGCGGGAAAAUAAGAGAAUGUUGGACAAAUCUAUUAGAGAGAUAGAGAGGGAGAGACAAGGUCUACAGACGCAAGAAAAGAAACUAAUCGCUGAGAUCAAGAAAAGUGCUAAGCAAGGGCAGAUGGGAGCGGUGAAAGUAAUGGCCAAGGACCUUAUUAGGACUAGGCAUCAAAUAGAGAAAUUCUAUAAGCUCAAGUCACAGCUUCAGGGUGUAUCUCUUAGAAUUCAGACACUGAAAUCGACGCAAGCAAUGGGAGAGGCGAUGAAAGGUGUAACAAAAGCGAUGGGCCAGAUGAAUAGGCAGAUGAACUUGCCAUCAUUGCAGAAAAUUAUGCAAGAAUUUGAGAGGCAGAAUGAAAAGAUGGAAAUGGUGACUGAGGUGAUGGGUGAUGCCAUUGAUGAUGCCUUGGAAGGGGAUGAGGAAGAGGAAGAAACUGAAGACCUAGUGAACCAAGUUCUUGAUGAGAUUGGAAUUGACGUCAAUCAGGAGCUUGUAAAUGCACCAUCAUCUGCUGUUGCUGCCCCUGCUGCAAAAGGUAAGGUUGCACAAGUGGAAACGACAGGGAAUGAAGACGGUGGAAUAGACAGUGACUUGCAGGCAAGGCUAGACAAUCUGAGAAGAAUGUGAUAGCGGAAUAGACAGUGACAUGCAGGCAAGGGUCGACAAUCUGAGAAGAAUGUGAUCUCUUUCCUAUUACUCAUGUAAAAUAAUGAUUUUAGCUUUAUUGUUAAAAGCGAGAAUGCCUUGGGGCCGUGUAAUGUAAUAUCUAUGAACACUCUGCCAGGAGUUGUUUACUUUUGGUUUGGUGACAGUUGUAGAUUUUAAUAAACAAAAAGUUCUGAUGAUGAA
Populus nigra (black poplar) is the source of this 1066-nucleotide messenger RNA. Its product is annotated as vacuolar protein sorting-associated protein 2 homolog 1. The record is from RefSeq and is a predicted model, not a curated record. Gene Ontology annotation, cellular component: ESCRT III complex; multivesicular body. Lineage: Eukaryota; Viridiplantae; Streptophyta; Magnoliopsida; Malpighiales; Salicaceae. Bases 173 to 844 code for a protein of 223 amino acids. Gene Ontology annotation, biological process: endosome transport via multivesicular body sorting pathway; protein transport; late endosome to vacuole transport. The transcript is spliced from 5 exons.